AGGCAACAAGUUUAGAAACGCAUUGGGCUCAAUUUUGGCGAGAGUGAAACCUCUCGAUUAGACUAUUCCUCUCUGACCCACCCUUGAUAUUUUCCUAAAUUUAACACGGGUUCAAAUAGGUGCUGUUAGCUUUAGUGAUGGGGUGGCGGUGGUGAUGAUGCUGCGCGCUAUUCGGUUUUUUAAAGUAAUUCCAGAACAAUACUGAAUCCUAUUAGUGAGGAUCAUAAUGUUGCGGGUUGUGGUAGAAUCUGCUAAAGGUUUGCCUAAAAAUAAACUUGGAAGUACACCGGAUCCCGUAGCAUCUAUUAUUUUUAAAGAUGAGAAGAAGAAAACCAAAUCAAUUGACAGUGAAGUAAACCCAGUUUGGAAUGAAGUCCUUCAGUUUGAUUUGAAGGGCUCUGCGCUUGAUUCCUCAUCUUACAUUGAUGUGAUUGUGAAAGACUAUGAAACUAUUGGGAAAGAUAAGUUUCUAGGCUCUGCAAAAAUCUCACUGAAAGACCUUGCAACUGGUCAAGUCAAAUCCUCUCCAUCUCAUGAUGUGGCUCUUGUCAAUGAAAAGGGGCAGGCUAUUGGGGCCACGGUAAGCCUUUUGAUUCGCUAUGACCCUCCAGCCAAUGCCGCUCCAAAGCCAAAUGACCCACAGGAAGGAGCCACAGCUGGUGAUUCUGUGGAAGGUGGCGGUGAAGAGAGGGAUGAGGACUUUAUUGAUGUAGGACAGAGUGGCUAUGCAGGGGGAGUCUCCUCCAAUGGUCAGCCUGGGAACCCUAACCAAAGACUGGUCAGGAGUACCAGGAAAUGGAACCGUCCCCUGGCCAAUAAACCCCAGGACUUUCAGAUCCGUGUCAGGAUCAUAGAGGGGCGACAGCUCCCUGGGAAUAACAUCAAACCUGUUGUUAAGGUGAAUGUUUGUGGACAGACUCACAGAACAAGGAUAAGGAGGGGAAACAAUCCCUUCUUUGAUGAGAUGUUCUUUUACAACGUCAACAUGUUACCAUUAGACCUAUUCGAUCAAUCUAUCAGCUUUCGGGUGUACGACUCCUUCUCUCUGAGAGCUGACAGUCUCAUGGGGGACUUCAAGGUUGCUAUUGGCUUUAUUUAUGAUGGACCAGAUCACUCCGUGAUGAGGAAGUGGCUCCUUCUGAAUGACCCUGAUGACUACAGCUCGGGGGCCAGGGGAUACCUCAAAGUCAGCAUGUUCAUAGUUGGGACUGGAGACGAACCACCGGUAGAGAAGAGGGACGUUAGCGAUGACCAGGAUGACAUAGAGAGUAACCUGCUGAUGCCAGCGGGGGUCACUCUGCGAUGGGUCACCCUGUCUCUCAAAGUGUUCCGGGCCGAGGACAUUCCCCAGAUGGAUGAUGCCUUUGCCCAGUCAGUGAAGGAUAUGUUUGGAGGGGAUGGGAACAAGAAGAAUCUAGUAGACCCUUUUGUAGAGGCCCGCUUCGCUGGCAAAAAGCUGUGCACCCAAGUCAUUGAGAAGAAUGCCAACCCAGAAUGGAACCAAAUGCUGAAUCUUCAGGUCAAGUUCCCUUCCAUGUGUGAACAAAUCAAACUGACCAUAUUUGAUUGGGAUCGCUUGACUCGGAAUGACUCAAUUGGCACCACCUACUUGAACUUGGGCAAGAUAGCGUCCUCUGGUGGUGAAAUUGAAGACGAACAUGCGGGAUAUGGGUUCUCUCAAUCACGGAAGACUGGGGAGUCUGAGGUGGGUUUUCUGCCAGCCUUUGGGCCUUGCUAUGUCAACCUGUAUGGGAGUCCCAGAGAGUUUACUGGGCUUCCUGACCCUUAUGAAGAGCUGAACUAUGGCAAGGGUGAAGGGGUGGCCUAUCGAGGACGAAUCCUGGUUGAGCUCUCGACUAAACUGGAAGGCAAACCUGACAAGACUGUGGAUGCGAUCCCUAGUGAUGACAUCUUGGUGGCCCAGAAAUACCAGCGUAGGAGGAAGUACUGUCUGUGUGCCGUGUUCCACAGUGCCAGCAUGCUCCAGGAGCCUGGCGAACCAAUCCAGUUUGAAGUCAGCAUCGGCAACUAUGGCAACAAACUGGACACCACCUGUAAACCACUGUCCUCCACUACCCAGUACAGCUGUGCUGUGUUUGAUGGUAACCACUACUAUUACCUGCCCUGGGCUGACAUAAAGCCAGUGGUUGUCAUCACAUCAUUCUGGGAGGACAUCAGUCACCGUUUGGAUGCAGUCAACAUCAUUCUGUACAUAUCUGAACGCCUGCAAUCUAACAUCACUGCAAUGAAGACGGCCAUCUUGGCUAAAGCUUCUGACAACCGUCUGGCAGAGAUAUGGCUGAGGCUGGUGAAUCAGCUGAUCGACGAUCUUGACCGUUUCAAAGUUCCAGACCUGGAGGGCCAAUCCAACCUGACUGCCCUGGACAUCCAGAUCAAGAAGCUGCGGGACAACGCCCUGCAGACCAUCAUGGAGGGGGCCGACCGUAUGAGAGACGAGCUCGCCGACAUCAAGAACACCCUGGUGGACAUCGAGGGCUGGCUAGACAAACUGAAGCAGCUUGCUGAUGAGCCCCAGAACAGCAUGCCUGACGUGAUCAUCUGGAUGCUGAGGGGGGAGACGAGAGUGGCUUACAGCCGUAUCCCAGCCCACCAGCUCCUCUACUCCACCUACAGCGAACAGGCCUGUGGACAGUUCUGCGGCAGGACCAGGACUAUCCUCAUGCAGUACCCUAUGGAUAAAAACAAGGGGCUCAAGGUUCCAGUCCAGAUCCGAGUCAACGUGUGGCUUGGCCUGUCUGCACACGAGAAGAAGUUCAACACUUUCUCUGAGGGGACGUUCAGUGUGUUUGCUGAAUUGUAUGAGAAUCAGGCCUACAUGCUGGGAAAGUGGGGAACUACGGGUCUGGGUUUACGCCACAAGUACUCUGAUGUGACUGGCAAACUGAAGCUGAAACAGGAGUACUUCAUGCCCCCGCGAGGCUGGGAGUGGGAGGGAGAAUGGUUCAUCGACCCAGAGAAGGGUCUGUUGACAGAGGCAGAUGCGGGACACACUGAAUUCAUAGAUGAAGUCUUCCAGAAUGAGACUCGCUUCCCUGGCGGAGAGUGGAAGCCUGCUGCUGAGCCCUACGCUGACGUGAAUGGGGAGAAAACUCAGAACCCAGGGGAGAUGGAGUGUCCUGCAGGCUGGAGCUGGGAGGAUGAGUGGGCUGUGGAUGACAACAGGGCUGUGGAUGAGAAAGGUUGGGAGUAUGGAAUCACUAUCCCUCCAGAUGAAAAGCCCAAGUCAUGGGUGCCAGCAGAGAAGAUGUACCACGUCCACAGAAGGAGGAGAGUGGUCAGGCCCAGGAAGAGAUCCGCUGCUGGUACAACCGCUGAGAAGCGAGACCAAGGAGACCCAGAGGGCUGGGAGUUCUCCUCUCUGAUUGGCUGGAAGUUCCACAGGAAGGUGCGUUCCACCGACACAAUCCGACGCCGACGCUGGAGGAGGAAGAUGGCCCCCGCCGACCGCCUAGGGGCAUCCGCCAUUUUCAAACUGGAGGGGGCACUGGGGGUUGAUACAGAUGAGAAGAGAAAAGAUGAGAAGGUUGAUGCGUCCAAGCCCUUUGGUGCCAAUACUCCAACUGUUUCCUGUUCAUUUGACAGGUCACACGUCUACCACCUCCGCAUCUACAUUUACCAGGCCAGGAACCUUGUUGCCAUGGACAAAGACAGCUUCUCGGAUCCAUAUGCACAUGUGUCUUUCCUGCACAUGAGUCAAACCACCGAGACCAUGAAGGCUACUCUGAACCCCACGUGGGACCAGACUCUGAUCUUCCAUAACAUGGAGAUCUAUGGGGACCCCCAGAACAUCGCCCACUAUCCCCCCGAUGUGGUGCUGGAGUUCUAUGACAAUGACCAAGUGGGGAAACAUGAGCUGCUGGGUCGGAGCAUGUGUGUCCCCCUGGUGAAACUGAACCCAGGCAUGGACCAGACCCCUCAACUGCUGUGGUCCCCCAUCACACACAAGGGCAGGCGGGCUGGGGAGGUGCUUGUGGCUGCUGAGCUCAUCCUGACGGAUAAGGGGAUUGGGAUGGACCUCCCUCUGGUUCCUCCCAAGAGGGCAGAGAAUCUGUACAUGGUGCCUCAGGGGAUACGGCCUGUGGUGCAACUCAUGGCCAUUGAGAUUCUGGCCUGGGGCUUGCGCAACAUGAAGACUUACCAGUUGGCCACAGUGUCCUCCCCUAGCCUGGUGGUGGAGUGUGGAGGAGAGGUGGUUCAGUCUGCUGUCAUCAAGAACAUGAAGAAGAGCCCCAACUUUCCUGGAUCUGUCCUCUUCCUCAAAGUGCUCCUUCCCAAAGAGGAGAUGUACACCCCUCCCAUCGUGCUGAAGGUGAUUGACCACAGGCCAUUUGGCAGGAAGCCAGUGGUUGGACAGUGUACCAUAGACACUCUGGAGGAGUUUCGCUGCGACCCUUACAUCAUCCAGAAGUCAUCCAUGUCAUCCAAAGUGGCUCUGAUGGCUUCUUCUCCUCGGGACAUCAGAAUUGACAUGGAAGACGGGAGGCCUCUGCUUGAAACUCAGCUUGCAGAGAAGGAGAAGGAGACAGUUGAUUGGUGGAGUAAAUUCUACGCUUCCAUUGGAGAUCAGGAGAAGUGCCGUCCUUACCUUCAGAAGGGAUAUGACACUUUGAAGGUGUAUGAUAACGAACUGGAAGAGAUUCCUGAGUUCAAACAACUCACUGAUUUCUGCAGGACCUUCAAACUGAAAAGAGGCAAGAAUGAAGAUGGGGAUGACGAUCCAUCUGUCGUUGGAGAAUUCAAGGGCUCUUUUAAGGUGUACCCUCUAUCAGACGACCCGGGUGUUGCUCUUCCUCCUCGCCAGUUCCGUGAGCUGCCUAAAAGCGGGCCUCAGGAGUGCCUGGUCAGGAUUUAUGUGGUCAGAGGCAUCGACCUGCAACCCAAGGAUAACAACGGCCAGUGUGAUCCUUAUAUGAAGAUUGCCCUGGGGAAAAAGUCAAUUGAGGACCGAGAUAACUACUUACCAAAUACCACCAACCCUGUGUUUGGAAGAAUGUUUGAGAUGACAUGUUUCUUGCCUGAAGACAAAGACCUGAAGAUCUCUGUGUAUGACUAUGAUCUGCUGAGUCGCGAUGAGAAAGUGGGCGAGACGGUGAUUGACCUGGAGAACCGUUUCUUGUCGCGCUUCGGCUCCUACUGUGGCCUACCUCAGACAUACUGCACCUCUGGAAUCAACCAAUGGCGUGACCAGCUGAAGCCCUCUCAGAUCCUUCAGAACCUGGCCCGCCUCAAAGGUGUCCCUCCACCCAUGACAGAAGACAAUGGCAACACACUGUCAUUCAAUGGGGAACAGUACACCCUGGCUCAAUUUGAGGCUAACAACGAGAUCCACCAGCACUUGGGCCCUGCCAACGAACGUCUCCCUCUGCAUGUGCUUAGAACUCAAGGAUUGGUGCCGGAGCAUGUGGAGACCAGGACACUGUUCAGCAGCUUCCAGCCCCAACUCUCUCAGGGCCGUCUUCAAAUGUGGGUGGAUGUUUACCCCAAAAGCAUGGGCCUUCCCGGACCACCCUUUGACAUUGCACCACGCAAGGCCAAAAAGUAUUUCCUUCGAGCUGUUGUUUGGAACACCACUGAUGUCAUUCUAGAUGAAACCAGCAUCACUGGGGAGCACAUGAGCGAUAUCUACGUCAAAGGUUGGAUGCCAGGUAUGGAGGAGGACAAGCAGAAGACUGACGUCCACUACAGGUCUCUGGACGGAGACGGCAACUUCAACUGGAGGUUCAUCUUUGGCUUUGAAUACCUGCCCGCUGAACAGCUAUGUCUGGUCUCCAAGAAGGAACACUUCUGGAGUCUAGACAAAACAGAGUUCAGGAUACCCCCCAAGUUGAUUGUUCAAAUUUGGGAUAAUGACAAGUUCUCAUUAGAUGAUUACCUGGGCACAGUAGAGCUGGAUCUGUGUAACCUAACCCCUCCUGCCAAGACUCCAGAAAAGUGCAGUCUGGGUAUGAUGGAGGUGAUUUUGGAUGCAGAGCCACACAAAUCAGACCUGACCAACUCGCUGUUCGCUCAGCAGUCUGUCAGAGGCUGGUGGCCCUGUGUCAUUGAACAGGAUGGGAAGGAAGUCCUUGGUGGGAAGGUCGAGAUGACUCUUGAAAUUGUGGCUGAGAAUGAGGUGGAUGGGAAGCCUGCUGGGAAGGGCAGGGAUGAACCCAACAUGAACCCAAAGCUUGACUUCCCUAACCGUCCAGACACGUCCUUCUUCUGGUUCACGAACCCCUGCAAGACCAUGAAGUUUAUUUUGUGUCGCAAAUUCAAGUGUAUGUUCAUUGGACUGAUCCUGCUGAUCCUAGUGCUGCUCUUCAUCGGAAUCCUGUUAUACUCUUUACCGAACUAUAUUUCAAUGAAAAUUGUGAAGCCGUUUCAAUGAGAACUCCAGAGGAGCAAGAGACCCAAAGAUUUCCGAUGUAUUUUCAACCAAAAACAUUGACUAUUUUAUGUAUUCAAAACUGUAUGUGUAAUAUUUCAAAUGUAUAAAAAAAAAAACUUUGUCCACAGAAUGCACAAUUGGUAUUGUUCAAACUAACUUCUGCCAUAUGUUCUCUUUUCAGAAGUUAGUCAGAAUUCCUUAAACGUUAUGCACUUUUUCACUUCACUUUUUUUUCAAUGUUCUAUGCUUUGCAAUUCAUAUAUUGUUGUGAUUAUGUACACACUGAAUGUUCAAAUCUGCUUUUGUAUUGUUUGAAAAUAUGUUUACUAACAUGUUUGUUUUUUAAAGGUCAUAAUAAAUGAUAAUCAGUAUGCAAAUGGAA
Molecule: messenger RNA, 6770 nt
Organism: Oncorhynchus tshawytscha (Chinook salmon)
Lineage: Eukaryota; Metazoa; Chordata; Actinopteri; Salmoniformes; Salmonidae
Product: myoferlin
Exons: 53
Coding region: 227-6388 (2053 amino acids)
Biological process (GO): membrane fusion; plasma membrane organization
Cellular component (GO): membrane
Source: RefSeq, a predicted model, not a curated record